GAUUUCAGUUUUUAUGUCAUUCGGUUGUUUAUGGGCGUAUAUAUGUGUUCAUAAAAGCAAAUACAGAGUUUGAUAUUGAGGCCUGUGAUUUUAGUAUAAAUAUUUUUCCUUUAGUUCUAAGUAAAAAUAUAUAUGGAAACCAUGGAUGAUAUCAACUUUGUUGUGUUGAAGAUAAAUGGUGUGUGCGUAAAUAAUUUAACACACGAUGAAACUUCUAAAAUGUUCCUUAAUACUGAUGGCGACAAAUCCGUUUGUAUUGAAGUUCGCCAAAGAUGUGGUACACCAUUUGAGAAACUCUACAAUAAGAGUCAGAAACCUGAAAAUAUUUUUAAGGACGUAAGAGAUCUGGAAAUAAAUGCACCACAGAAAUUUGAUGAGAUUAAAGAUAAUAUAAAUGUUUCUGACGUAACUCAAAUGCACAAUGAAAAUAGUUUUUCCGUACUUAAUAACAUUAUAUUAACAUUGAAGCCAUUGAGUUUAAAUUUGGAUAUAAAAUCAGAUUCAAUUACUUACGUUUCAAAAUAUACUCAAACGGAAGAAAGCAAAUCCUUACCGGAUAUAAAUAUACAAGAUCAAAAACAAUCUAUUAUAGAACAGUGUAUGGCACCAGAAAUUUACAUUGAGGAAAUAACUUUACGAAAAUCUGAAUGUAACGAAUGCUUAGGAAUAACUGUUUGCUGUCCUAGAUAUGAUAAUAAUUGUAGUGACAUUAAUUCUGGUAUAUAUGAAUUGGAGGAAGGUGGUACACUUGCUAAUGUCUACAUAAGUAAUAUACAUCAUGAUAGUAUUGCUAAUCGUGAUGGACGUUUGCGUCAAGGUGAUUUAUUAUUACAAGUUAACGGUAAAGAUGUUAAAAGUAAGUCGGAAGCAGAAGUACUUAUAGCAGAGAAUAACAACGCAGUAACGCUCUUAGUCAGUCGAUGUAUAUAUACAGAUAAUAUAGAAAUUCAUAAUCAAAUAUUGGAUACGGAAGAAGAUGAAGGUGAAGAAUAUGAUGGUAAUAAUGAUGAAGAAGAAGAUGAUGAUAAUAAUGAUGACGACGAUGAUGAUGAUGAUGAUGAAGAUGAUGAUGAUGAUUAUGAUGAUGAAUAUAUAUACGGUGAUAACAUAGUCUACGAGAAUAAUUUUAUCACUAAUGACUAUAUAAAUGUUGUUGACGGAUUAAAUAAAGUAAUUUUGGUUGAUUCAAUUACAAAAAGUAAAGCAAAUAAUUUAAGAAAAGUGGAUAUGCAAAGUGAUUGCAAUGAAACCGUUAAAAGGAAUAGCGUAGAGUCUGAAUGUAAUGAAUUUGUGAUUCCUUCUGUAUCAAAAAGCAAUAAAAUUAUGUUAGUUAAGGAUUCUGUUAAAAGUUCUGUAGAUUAUGAGACUGAACAUAUUUAUGAAACGAUACCUGAAGACUCUGAAUCAGAGCCUUUUUAUUGUUCACCGUAUGAGAGCCCCUCAUAUAUUACAUCGAUCAAUUCCUACUCAUCAGCAACAGAAUCUACAAAGCUUCAGCAGAAACAACGUGUGUGUCAGUGGUUAGGUAUAAAACCAUUUAAUAGUUUAACAACAGCUCAGCAAUCGAUGCGUAUUAGUAACAUAAAUUCAAGUGAAACUACAACGUCCAGAGCAGUUUCUAAUAAAUCUAAUUCGUUUCAUAGUGCAUUGACAGCAGUAACUAAUAAAUCUUUUAAUAGUGAAGGUGGGUGCGGAAAAUGUUCAAUUAAUAACUAUAGUCAAGUUGGCAUCAAAUGUGGGGAAGACGUGGACAAUUCUUCUAGUGCUUAUAAUACAGGCGGAUCGAAUAAUAGUACAUCAACGACUAAUUUACUAUUUUGUCAAGAUCAAAACAAUCGUGUUGAUCCAACAAAUUUGGAAAACUGUCAAUUGGCUGAUGUUCAAAGUAGCAAGCUUCAUCGGUUGCCUUCUCCUAAAGAAAGUAGCACAAAAAACAAAAGUAGAGUGGUGUUAUCUAGAUAUGAUACAUCCGAAGGAACAAUUACACAGUCUUUUGGAUUAACAGAACCAAGUAAAGACAAUAAUAGAAGUCAGUUACUAAAUUCAACAAUGUAUACUAAUAAAUCGAACAUAAGUCAAACUAUGCUAUUACAACAACAUUUGUUCAGGCAAUCGGAAAGGAGUUCAAAUCAGCAAAAUCAAAUAUUUUACACCCAGUUUACUGCUCCCAAUUUGAGUCAAUAUCAUUUUGUCAGCAGUCAAGAGGUUAGUAAUGCUCAGCACUUACAAAAACCACCUACUGCAUCCUCAACACUUGUUGUUACAUCAAGUCCGCAAAGUGAUGAAAUGGUUUGGAAAGUAAAACGUCGUCAAGACGGUACAAGAUAUAUAGUCCGCCGUCCCGCUCGUAGACAUUUCUUGCACGAUCGACCGUCAAAAAAUAAUACCGAAAUUAUAAAAACAGAUUUUACAACAACUGAAGACGAUACUAUAUCAGAAGUAAAAACUGGUCGCUAUUGGUCUCGAGAAGACAGGAAAAAACAUGUUGAGCAAGCACGAGAACGUCGUCAACAACAUCGUAAUUUAAUACGAACACCAACUUCUGCUACUUUAUUAUCAACCAUACGUAUUAACGAUAAAAACAAUAUUAAAUUCCAUCAUACUCAAUCUGUAGGUAACGCACAUAAUUCUAAACUUAUACUAGGACAAUCCAAUAAAUCAAUUCAUUGUCAAAACGCUAAUAAAUCGAAUGAAAAUGAUCAGUCGCAAAGCAAUUGUAUUCAAUCAGAAUUAGACCCGAAACAAACGUCUUUGUUCACGAAAAUAUCUAACACAAAUAAUGUAAAUAUAUAUAAAAAAAAGAGUUUCAAAAAACUUUCUUGUCCACCAAUAUCUACAUCUAGUUUAUACAUAUAUAGUUCUGUUUCUGAGACCGCUUGUGCAAAUGCUGUGAAUACAAUACAAGCAUCCGUAGAGAUUGUUCCUGUUGCUCCAACAGUUUGUAUUCCUAACCUAAUUUCAAGCUCCCAAAUAGGAAAUGGACCAAAUUCCAAGGGAAGUAGCCAACUGUCUCAAACAACGCCUUAAGGAGAUUUCAAAUAUUGUUAACUUGACAUAUUUAAAUUCAAUGUUUACUUCUAAUGAAGUUUUUUAUAUUUUGUUGAAG
Messenger RNA from Teleopsis dalmanni, 3106 nucleotides. Its product is annotated as slo-interacting protein 1-like. NCBI's taxonomy places the organism in Eukaryota, Metazoa, Arthropoda, Insecta, Diptera, Diopsidae. The transcript has 6 exons. Bases 133 to 3027 code for a protein of 964 amino acids. Gene Ontology annotation, molecular function: protein binding. The record is from RefSeq and is a predicted model, not a curated record.